CCGCUACCUUGGAAACGCGGAGAGCGUGUGCCCUGCGAGAACUGCGGCGCGGUGGCCGGGGGCCUCUCUAGCUCCACGAUGCUGUGCACCCGGAGGCUGGGCCGCCUCAGCGCCGGAGUAGGGGCUCUGCGGCCCAGGCGAGCGGGCCAGGGCAGCUUCGGAGCCGGGCUCUGGGCCCGGAGGGUCAGCACCAGCUGGUCCCCGGUGGGCGCCGCCUUCAAUGUCAAGCCCCAGGGUCUCCGCCUGGACCUGUUCGGCGAGCGCCGGGGUCUUUUUGGAGUUCCUGAGCUCAGCGCCCCAGAAGGAUUUCACAUUGCACAAGAGAAAGCCCUAAGACAGACAGAGUUUCUGGUGGAGCGCGCAUGCUCAUCACCCCCGGGGCCCCAGACCGUGCUCAUCUUUGACGAGCUGUCGGAUUCCUUGUGCAGAGUGGCUGACUUGGCUGAUUUUGUGAAAAUUGCGCACCCUGAGCCAGCGUUCAGAGAGGCCGCGGAAGAAGCCUGUAGAAGUAUUGGCACCAUGGUAGAAAAGUUGAACACAAAUGUGGAAUUAUAUCAAAGUCUGCAAAAAUUACUAGCUGACAAGUGCCUUGUGGAUUCCCUUGAUCCAGAAACCAGGCGAGUGGCUGAACUGUUCAUGUUUGAUUUUGAAAUCAGUGGAAUCCAUCUUGAUGAAGAAAAGCGUAAAAGAGCAGUGGACCUUAACGUUAAAAUCUUGGAUUUGAGUAGUAAAUUUCUAAUGGGAACCAACUUUCCCAACAAGAUUGAGAAGCAUCUCUUACCAGAGCACAUUCGCCAUAACUUUACACGUGAUGGGGAUCAUAUAAUAAUUGAUGGUCUACAUGCAGAGGCACCAGAUGACUUGGUGCGAGAAGCUGCUUACAGAGUUUUCCUUUAUCCCAGUGCUGGCCAGUUGAAAUGCUUGGAAGAGCUACUCAGCAACAGAGAUCUGCUGGCACAGUUAGUGGGCUAUCCCACGUUUGCCCACAGGGCUCUUCAAGGAACAAUGGCUAAAAAUCCAGAGACUGUUAUGCAGUUCCUUGAGAAACUAUCUGACAGACUUUCUGAAAGAACCAUAAAAGAUUUUGAGGUGAUGAGAAGGAUGAAAAUGAAACUAAAUCCUCAAAAUUCUGAAUUAAUGCCUUGGGAUCCCCCCUACUACAGUGGUUUGAUUCGUGCAGAGAGGUAUAAUAUUGAGCCCAGUCUGUACUGCCCGUUUUUUUCCCUUGGCGCAUGCAUGGAAGGGCUGAACGUUUUAUUUAAUGAACUGUUGGGGAUUUCGUUGUAUGCAGAGCAGCCUGCUAAAGGAGAGGUGUGGUGUGAAGACGUCCGAAAACUGGCUGUUGUUCAUGAAUCUGAAGGAUUGCUGGGCUACAUUUACUGUGAUUUUUUUCAGCGACAAGACAAACCACAUCAGGACUGUCACUUUACCAUCCGUGGGGGCAGAUUGAAGGAAGAUGGAGAGUAUCAGCUCCCAGUCGUAGUCCUGAUGCUGAAUCUCCCCCACGCCACAAGGACCUCCCCAACAUUGUUAACCCCUGGCAUGAUGGAAAACCUUUUCCAUGAAAUGGGCCACGCCAUGCACUCUAUGCUGGGCCGUACUCGUUACCAGCACGUCACUGGGACCAGGUGUCCCACGGAUUUUGCUGAGGUUCCCUCUAUUCUGAUGGAGUACUUUGCCAAUGAUUAUCGAGUGGUUAACCAGUUUGCCAGGCAUUAUCAGACUGGGCAGCCACUGCCAAAAAAUAUGGUGUCUCGUCUCUGUGAGUCCAAAAAGGUUUGUGCUGCUGCUGAUAUGCAACUCCAGGUCUUUUAUGCCAUGCUGGAUCAAAUCUACCAUGGGAAGCAUCCCCUGAGGAAAUCAACCACAGACAUUCUCAAGGAAGCACAAGAGAAAUUUUAUGGCUUGCCAUAUGUUCCAAAUACUGCCUGGCAGCUGCGAUUCAGCCACCUCGUGGGCUAUGGCGCCAAGUAUUACUCUUACCUGAUGUCCAGGGCAGUGGCGUCCAUGGUUUGGAAGGAAUGUUUUCUACAGGAUCCCUUCAGCAGGGUGGCUGGGGAGCGCUAUCGCAGGGAGAUGCUGGCCCAUGGCGGGGGACGGGAGCCCAUGCUCAUGGUUCAAGGAUUUUUACACGAUUAAAAGGAGGCUGAGCAAGACUCUCUGGCUCUCACCCAAGUCGGAUGCUAAUUUACCAACAUUGAGCCAGAGGAGGCAAGCCCGAGGAAACACACAAGGAAGGUUCUGAGGGAAUUUUUUUCACGCCUUUUUAUGUUGACUCUGCACUAAAGUUCAAGUUAUUUUUAGUCUUUCUCACUAAUCGUGUGCGAGCAGACUGGGAGCUGGGAGCAGGGAGCAGACGGGGAACAGCUUCACUGAGAACGGAUCAAACAUUACGGAAUCC
Messenger RNA from Lepus europaeus (European hare), 2401 nucleotides. RefSeq names its product mitochondrial intermediate peptidase (gene MIPEP). Gene Ontology annotation, molecular function: metalloendopeptidase activity. Gene Ontology annotation, biological process: peptide metabolic process. NCBI's taxonomy places the organism in Eukaryota, Metazoa, Chordata, Mammalia, Lagomorpha, Leporidae. Bases 79 to 2139 code for a protein of 686 amino acids. Gene Ontology annotation, cellular component: mitochondrion. The record is from RefSeq and is a predicted model, not a curated record. The transcript is spliced from 19 exons.